AUGGGAGCGCGCGGAGGCGCUGCCGGGAGGCCCCGACCCAGCGGCGGCCGCGGCGUGAGGGAGCGAGCGGAGCGGGCGGCGUUCCCCGGCCGCGCCCCGGCCCCGGCCACGCUGGCGCCCGGGGACCCCCCCGAGAUGCCGGUUCGGAGCGAAAGGCGCCGCGCUGGAGGGGCGGGGAGCUCGUCGUCUUCCCCUUCCACUGGUGCGGCCGCCAGCAGCCUGGUGCCGCCGCCUCCCAUCAACACGGCGCAGCCCGGAGUGGCGACUUCGCUGCUCUACAGCGGGGCUAAGUUCCGCGGGCAGCAGCGCAGUAAAGGCAACGCCUACGAGGUGGAGGUCGUCAUGCAGCAUGUGGAUAUGGAAAACUCCUAUCUCUGUGGAUACUUGAAGAUUAAAGGCCUUACAGAGGAGUAUCCAACCCUCACCACGUUCUUCGAAGGAGAGAUAAUCAGUAAGAAACACCCGUUCCUAACACGCAAGUGGGACGCUGACGAGGACGUGGAUCGUAAACACUGGGGAAAGUUCCAGGCUUUUUACCAGUAUGCAAAAACAUUUAACUCUGAUGACUUUGAUUAUGAAGAUCUAAAAAAUGGGGACUAUGUCUUCAUGAGGUGGAAGGAGCAGUUCCUAGUCCCAGAUCACACCAUCAAGGACAUCAGUGGUGCUUCCUUUGCUGGUUUCUAUUACAUCUGCUUCCAGAAGUCAGCAGCAUCUAUAGAGGGCUAUUACUACCAUAGGAGUUCAGAAUGGUAUCAGUCGUUGAAUUUAACGCACGUUCCCGAGCACAGUGCUCCUAUCUACGAGUUCCGAUGACAGCUGUCCAGAUCUGAUACCGCCCAGAAGCAAACGGGGCAGGAGAGCAUGGCCUGCCAGGAGAACUGUGUCCCUGUGGGAGCACGGGAAUGCACGCUUCUCUCCUGCCCCUUGGACUCGAGAGAGAGAGAAAGAGAGAGCCUGGAUGUUAACUCGCCCAGCCCGAGGAGUUGCUGGAGCUUGAUUCUCCCUCCUGUCGAGUGGCCAUUUGAUCUUUACUCUGGUUUUAAGCUACUUUAAUGCACUUUCUUGUUGCACAGCUCGUUUCUCUUGUCACUGAAGUUCCUCCCGGCUCUCCUCUGGAAGCUGUUUCUCAGUAGCUGGAAUCAGUGCUCUGGCCUCUGAGUAAUAAGGAAAUGUAAGCUCAAAGCUUAUCUUUUCCUUGUUAUAUCCUGAUGAUUGAAAUCACCAGGAUUUAGGUUUCUUGCCCAGAUUUCCAGCUCUGAUGCUCCCAGAGCCAGGUCCUGGGUGUGAGGCUCAGCUGUGGAGUCUGUUGGGGGAGUGUUGGCUGAGGUAAGGCUGGAGUGAGGCUUUGCUGGCUAACAAGGUUAGCUGGAGCUGCAGAUCUUUCAGGAACGCUGGCCCUUUAGAGCUGGGAGCUGUUCCAGUGUCUGGAUAGGCCACUGGGAAUUAAUUUGAUGUAUGGACUUCCAGGCUCUCAGUAAAGUGGUUCUGAACUCUGCUUGUAGGUGUAUAUUUGCUCUUUACUUAAGUUAAGGGUAAAAAAAAAAAAGAAAAA
Messenger RNA from Cinclus cinclus, 1552 nucleotides. RefSeq names its product GID complex subunit 4 homolog (gene GID4). Gene Ontology annotation, cellular component: extrinsic component of membrane; GID complex. NCBI's taxonomy places the organism in Eukaryota, Metazoa, Chordata, Aves, Passeriformes, Cinclidae. The record is from RefSeq and is a predicted model, not a curated record. Gene Ontology annotation, biological process: proteasome-mediated ubiquitin-dependent protein catabolic process; protein catabolic process in the vacuole; negative regulation of gluconeogenesis.